Messenger RNA from Doryrhamphus excisus (bluestripe pipefish), 5863 nucleotides. RefSeq lists its product as uncharacterized. NCBI's taxonomy places the organism in Eukaryota, Metazoa, Chordata, Actinopteri, Syngnathiformes, Syngnathidae. The record is from RefSeq and is a predicted model, not a curated record.
ACUUGCGCACGGCGCUGCACGCGCACUCAAGCCGCUAAACAGGAGGCUUCCGUACGGUCACGCCACCUUCGGCGGGGACCUCCGUAAUGUGUCUUACCCUGGCUUGGAACGGCACGGCUCGGUGUGCUGCUGCUGCUACACGGCCCCGCUAGGCCGGCUGCCCUGCUUGAGGAAAGGACACGACUUCGCCAGCAGAGCAAGCCAAGCAGAAGACCACCUGUCCACGAUUCAUGUCAACCGUGCAAGAUGAGUACAGACAGACCCAAACGGAAUAUCAUCAAGAAAAAAUUUGACAUCAGCGAUGGCAUGCCUUGGUGUGAAGAACGUCUGGUGCGCAAAGUUCUUUUCCUCUCCCUCAGGGAAUUCCGAGACACGCGCCGUGCCACACACAAACACUCCCACGAACGCGCACACAGACGCCAGCAUGCGUGUAAAAAGUCGCUUUCACGUGCUCUGCAAAAGCCAGGCGAAAGAAGCCCGCAACAGCGAGUCUCACACAGGCUGCAGAACAUGCAGAAAAACACAGAUGGUCUUCAAGUCGACCCCAAGUCGCAACGCUCGCCUGAUCACACCAGUAAAGUACAGAAAACCAAGUUGUCUCGGAAUACGCAGUCACACAAACGUACCAGCACUCCUAUGCGACAAAGCGUGCAAACACAAUCCAAAGCCGUGCGACACCCCGGCUUGCGGGAACACGCGCACACGUUCCGGAAGGACUCUUCGACCAGGACGCUGCGGUCACACAAAACACAACACUCACCGUCAACGUUGAACUCAAAGUACACAAAAAGUAUACAAGUAACAUGCAAAGACCAGCACAAACACUCCGUAAAGAAGAGGAGCACACCACAGAACGUGCAGACCCUGCCCGGCGUUCCUGUUCCAGCCAGGAGGCGGAGGUCACACUCCACCAAAGGCAUGAGGGGUUCCCUGCUUCACGGCAUCGGCCACCGUCACCCCCUGUUGUCAGCUAACCCGAGCUGGAGCUGGUCCCUGCAGACCUGCCCUCAGCGCCACCCUGCCAGCCUCCUUUGUGACAAGAAUGACCCAGAUAGGAGGCCAAAAGUGCAAGCUCAAAGAAAGUUUGCCCAGUCCCCUCCCAGUUCUCCGUGUCCACUCAGGAUGAUGUCAACACAAUACAGCCAGCACAACCACAACUCUGCCGCUGUCAGCAGUCUGACCAGACGUCGACCCAAAACCGAGGACUUCUUGUCCUUUCUCUGCCUGAGAGGUUCUGCAGCGUUGCCAAGGCACGUGGCCUUCUUGAAUGGCCGAGAGAAAGAACCAGCCUCCACGAGACGUGUUAGUCCUGUGACCGAGGGGAAGAACUUGACUCUUUUUGUGCGGAAUCUUAGAGGCUCUGUCGCUGCGGAGGACAACAGCCUUUGCCCUCUAAGUGCCCGUGCACAGAGGAGGAGAGGGAGAGAGAGGUGGGAUGAAGAACAGACGAGGAAGAAGGAGAUAGUGGAGGAGGGGAGUAGAGAGGAAGCAACGAAACACUACCUAAGACCUAGACACCUCUCCAUGCAACUCAGGAGGAAUCAGAAGGUCACCCAGGUGACCAGACUCGCUGAACAUAGAGCUUCCUUUGUCAGAUCUGUGUCGACCUUGAAGCCGAAGACGGGGGUUGGCAGCCGGCGAUCCUCGCGGCCGAGCAAUAACCGUAAAGCUGGAGGCCACUCCCGAAGGCGAUCACAGGAAUCCAACAGCAGUCACCACUCCCCACCCAGCAACCAGCAGCUGCCUCACAAUCAACACCUGAAUGUUUCUCAGUUCAACAGAAACCCCAAGACUCUCAGAGCUCCUCAGAACUCAGGAAGAACUUUCAUUCAAAUGCCCUUGACUACUAACUUAGCCCAUCUCAAUGAGACCCCUGGGGCUAUGAGAUUGUCCCGAAGAAGACGAGGCCUUCCUCCAGACACGAGCUCGACUCCUGUCAAUCAUUUUCCCACAGACAAUCCCACAAAAGAGAGGAAGAAGUACAGAACACUACAGUCCAACGGGAAUAUCCAGCUUGACAUUGACUGCUGUAAUGGCGACACCCUGGUGAUGGAGGCUCGCUGUAACCAAGACGUCAACGUGGAACAUGUUGGCCAUCAGGUAAAAACCCCAGUCAAAUGUGGGUAUGGCGAGCUGACACCAGUACGGGACGGUUACUUUCCUAUGGAUCGAAUCGGAAAGUUGGAUUUAGCCAACGUUGCCACUCAGGAGGUCAACGACGACUCUGACCUCGGCGCAGUCGGCGAGAUGAUAUACAGACACAUGCGGGAAAAAGGGCUACGGAGAAACCAGACGGCUUCAACUCCAACCUCCAGGACUCCCGUUUCUAAGACUGUUAUCAGAGCUGCGGGAGACGCCAGCGCUCCUCAAGCUUUAACCAACUCAGCGACAUCAGCGUACGUCCGUGACCGCCCACCAGCCGAUGCUGCUGCCGCGCGCAGUCCAAAGGGUGCUAAAAAAGGUGCUAGCAAAGAUGUUGUCAAGUUGAUUUCACCAGCCAGCAGCUGCUCUUCGAACUCUUCCAAGGGCUGCGCUGAAGACUCCACAAAGGAUAGCAGCUACUCCAGCACUUCCAAGGGCUCCACAAAACGUCUUAGGCGGACCAAGUCUACUACCUCAAGCAUUAAAACCAGGAGCAGCCCAAGAGUCCUUCUGAAGCGCUGAAAGCCACCUGAGCCAUCUUUUAAUGUGUUUACAGAUUCACUGUUUGCUGCGUAACGACUUCAGGAUCGUCACAAGAUUACAAACGUCUCACAAACCAGUGAGUUCCAUUUCGAGAUUGCUAUCAAAAAUGCCUUCCUUUUCAAAUGUGGAUCCCCGUGUAUCGUGAUCAAAGUGUCGCUUUUUUUAGUGUCUGGUCUGGGAAAACAAACACACAAUGACUUCAUUGAACCAGAUAAUAAUAACAUGAUAAUAAUAAUGACUAAAAUAAUAGCUAAAACUCAACAUUGAUCAUCCGACGUCACUUCCUGUUCUCCGCACAUCUGUCCACCCACCGCUAAGGUCCCCUAGGGGACACAUUUAGUCUGACACACACAAGCAGGAGCUUUAUUUGCGUUAUAAAUGGCUUGUUCACUCACGGUACGACCAGAAAUAACACAAGUAAGACAUGCGGAACAUACAGUUUAUGAACGCUUAUGCCUAAAACGGUAAGAUUCAAACUGCACGCCAUGUUGGGAUGCCCACGUGCGCCGUGCGGGAGGGGAGGCGUUCGGUUUGAUCAGCAGAGGUGCGACCCACCACACCUUCUAAAAAUAUACCUUAACAAAAAAAGAACAAAAAAGACUAAAGUCAAAGUAUUAAGAGGAAAAAUGUUUUCGUCUAACAAGAAAAAGUCUUAAUUUUAAGAGAAAGUUGUAAUUUUAUGAGGCAAAAUUGCAUUUUAGAAGCUUAAAGUAGAAAUGUUAAAGAAAAUAUAUUUUUUAUUUAUUUUAUUUAUUUUUAUUUUAUUUUUUUGAAGCGGUAAUAUGAGAAACAAAACAACAAAGUUGUAAUUUUUGUUGUUGAACCGACAUAACCAACCAACACAUUUGUUUUUGUCAUACAUAAGCUUGUUUUGUUUGUGCCUCAUUAUAAUAUAAUGUUCAAAAAUAUUUUAAAAAGAAGAAUAUUACAAGUCUAUUCACAUAAAACUGCAACUUUGCAACCCCCGUGCCCCCAUUUUCAUUUUUUUAAAAAGAUUUUUUUAUUUGUUUGAACUCGCUUCUUGUAAGAUAAAAAAGCCAAAAUGUAAAACUUAAGCUAAUGACACAACUCGUCACUCAGUUACGCAAUAAUAAAUUACUAACAAGUCAAUGACAGAAAUACAUUAUGACAAUGUUGCAAAAUUCUUUUUUUUUCUUGAACGAUGACCACUUAUUUUCCUAAAUUUUUACAUUUCAAUUCUUCUAAUAUUUAUACAUUUCUUUCAAAAUUACUGAUCUUUUCUUAAAUUUUUUCUUGUAUUUUUUUUUUUUUUUUACAAAUAUUUCAACUAUAUUUUUGUGAAUUUUUUCCUUUGCAAUCCUUUCCCAAAAGUUGCAUCUUUAUGCUUUUUGUUUCUCAUGAUAUCACAACAUACAUAUUUUUUUCUUCUUUGAAAAAUCUUUCUUCUCAAAAAUAUUUUGACUUUAUUCUCAUAUUAUAACUUUUUUACCCUACCUGAUUUUCCCAAAAAUCCAACAUAAGCUUGUUUUGUUUGUGCCUCAUAAUAAUACAAUGUUCAAACAUAUUUUAAAAAGUAGAAUAUUAUAAGUUUAUUCACAUAAAACGGCUACUUUUUUCUUGUCGGAAUAGACCCCCCGCCCCCAUUUUCACUCUUUUUUUUUUUUUUUUUUUAAAGAUUUUUUAAUUGUUUGAACUUGCUUCUUGUAAGAUUUCUUCCUGUACUUAUUUAUGACUUUAUUCUUAUAAUAUUUGGACUUGAUUUUUGUAACAUUUAAACUUUUUCCGCAACCAACCUAAAAAUUGCAACUUUGGUGCCAUUAUUUUUCCUCAUAAUAUUAUGAAAUGACCACUUGUUCUUGUUUUAUUACUGUAGAUUUUUCAAUGUUUGCUGUUGCAAUGUUUUUUUAAAAUAGUUUUCUUGCUAAAUAAUUUUUUUAGAAUGUGGCGUCGGCCAAAUGGUCCCUGGACCGCACUUUGGACACCCCUGGUUUAGAGAGAUUCGGCCACUUCCCAUUUCAAGCUCAUCAUUUUGUUUUGUAUCCUUCUAAGUAGUUCUGGCAUAGCUUGGGUUUUUGGGAAUUUUGCCACUACAGUAACCCCUCACCACUUUGCGCUCCCGGUGUCCCGUCUUUUUAAAAUCAUACGCCGUUUCAUGUUUGAAAUUUGAAAUUGAAAUUUGAAAUUGUUGCUCAAUAAAUAUACAUACUGAAGCAAAUUUGACAUAUUGUGGCUUAAGUGAAGCAUUUUGAAGCAUCGAAAUGUCUAAGUGAAGUCAAAUAGAAUUAGAAGGCAUUCAGAUGAUGCAUUCAAAGACGUAGUGAUGAUAUGUAGUAUUCUACACUGGCUACUCGGUGUCAGUAAUAUUACUGCAAAAACCACCUCUGAACACCCAACGUCACGUCCUGUCCAUGUCACCGGAACACAUUUAGUCUUAUUUAGGUCUUCUAUAUCUUCUUAUGUCUUAUUAUAUAUACUAUAUUGUGUAGUAGGAGUGUAAAGGUGGCUGUAGGGGUUCAUAUGCAUUUUGAAGUGGCUCAAAUGAAGCAUUUUCAAGCAUAAAAAUGGCUAAAUGAAGUCACAUGCUGGCAGUAUAAAGCAGUCUAAAGAUGCUUUCUAAGAUGAGAUGUAGUAUUCCACACUGGUCACUAGGUGUCAGUAUUGUUAUAUUGAUGAAAAAGAGUUCAGAACAAGGAACUCUCCCAAUGCCAACAUGUAAGUCUAUGUCUGUGUAUUCUAUACAUACAUAUACAUAUACAUAUAGGGGUGUUAUUUCAUAUUUAGAGCGCUCUAAUCAUGUUUAAAAAGCAUAUUUAGGAGGUGGUAAACAGAUUUUUUAUGAUCUAACUAUCAAAAGUAUUUCUUUUUUAGAUAAGGAAUCCUACAUCACGGAAAUUCCCUGAUCACAGGUCUGUAACCAAUCAACUGCCAUGAAAAAGGGAUCAUUGUAUAUUUUGUAACAGUCACAAUAAUCCAUAACGUGCUAUUGGAAUGGAAGCUAAAACUCAACUGUCCCCGAACAAGAGAACGCAUUUACAGCAACACAGAAGAGUCUUAUGUCUUAUUUUCUCUUUCCACUAAUUCAUAUGAGUGGAAAGGUGACUAUAGGGGUGUUAUUUCAUGUCUAGAGGGCUCUAAUAAUGUUAAAAUCCAUAAACAUUCAUUCAUUUUCUACCGCUUAUCCUCACGAGGGUCGCGGGGGUGCUGGAGCCUAGCUGUC